Tilletiaria anomala UBC 951 is the source of this 1185-nucleotide messenger RNA. RefSeq lists its product as uncharacterized. Lineage: Eukaryota; Fungi; Basidiomycota; Exobasidiomycetes; Georgefischeriales; Tilletiariaceae. Gene Ontology annotation, molecular function: protein binding. The coding region runs from base 409 to 1014 and encodes 201 amino acids. The transcript has 3 exons. The record is from RefSeq and is a predicted model, not a curated record.
GACCGAGGAGCUGGAGAGGAACCGGCGUUGGUGACCAAAAGACGUUUGUAAGAGGAACACUCCCGCCUGCAGCUAGCCUAGCCCAGCCCAAUGCAGUGUAGUGCAGCUCGGGACUUGCAGUGGGGUCGUGUGUCGUGUGUGAAGGUAUACUGUGGCUUCUCAUUCCGCUCGAACGUAACGUCCCACUGUGCCAUGGGUAAUCAUGCCAACUCCAUCUUCUGUACAUGUAUUUUCUUCGUCUCCGCUUACUCUCCGCGUCAUCUUGGGCAGUGACAUGCACCCACGCACAUAGAGCCUUUGUCUAGUGCUUUUUCCCUCCUCCCCCCUGCUUCGUACGACGUCUGGUGCGCCUAAGUUCCCUCAGCGACUUUCCGAAACUGUAGCCGCCCCCAUAUCUCGCACGCAACCAUGGCGACAGCAGCGACAUCCCCCUCCUCAACCGCCGCCUACGCCGGACACAUGUCCAACGGCGAGCCGACCGCAUUGUCGCAGUCGUACGUCCCCACGCACCCGGGCCUUUUCUACGUGCAGUUCCAGCCGGGCUCGUACAACUCGUCGCUCACUGCACUGCGCGACUUUGCUAAGGGCGAGACGAUCGCGAGCAUGGACGCUGCCCGCGAGUCCAAGCUGAUCCGGUACUCGACUGUCCAGGUGGCCGAAGAUCGACAUGUCGAGCUGAACAGCGACCUUCUGUACUGCAACCACUCGUGCGAUCCAACCGUCGUGUUUGACGUCAGCAGCGGCGGGCCGAACCCAAGUGACUGGAAGGCCAAGGCAUGGAAGAACAUCAAGAAGGGAGACACUCUAACUUUCUUCUACCCCAGCACAGAAUGGUCUAUGUCACAACCCUUCGUAUGCAACUGCAGCAGCGCGCAGUGCCUUGGUACCAUAUCUGGCGCGGCGUGCCUGCCGGCCGAGCUGCUGCUUGGCGACGAGCCACGAUACUGGGUCAAUGCGCAUAUCCGCAAACUCAAGGAAGCGCAGCUCAAACAGCAGCAGCAGGCUCAACAAUAGACUGAACUCUAGGUCGGAAAGCAUAAUAUUAGAGUAGAGCAGGAUGUGAUGUGGAGGCGACGGACCGUAAAUGGUAUUCGCGCCAGAUAUAGGCCACUAAAAUGAUAGAAGUCCCUACAGCAGAAGCAAACAAGGCUGUAUUUCGACACAUAUUAAAAAUCUCCUUGCCAG